This is a messenger RNA of Perognathus longimembris pacificus (Pacific pocket mouse), 654 nucleotides long. RefSeq names its product deubiquitinase DESI2-like. The record is from RefSeq and is a predicted model, not a curated record. NCBI's taxonomy places the organism in Eukaryota, Metazoa, Chordata, Mammalia, Rodentia, Heteromyidae. Gene Ontology annotation, biological process: protein deubiquitination. Gene Ontology annotation, molecular function: deubiquitinase activity. The transcript has a single exon. The coding region runs from base 38 to 616 and encodes 192 amino acids.
AGCGGCGGCGGCGGCGGCGGCGGCGGCGGCGGCCAGAAUGGGGGCCCAGCUAGUGGUGCUCAACGUGUACGACAUGUACUGGAUGAACGAAUACACCUCGUCCAUUGGGAUUGGAGUUUUUCAUUCAGGAAUUGAAGUAUAUGGCAGAGAAUUUGCUUAUGGUGGCCAUCCUUACUCUUUUUCUGGAAUAUUUGAAAUUUCCCCAGGAACUGCUUCUGAACUAGGAGAAACAUUUAAACUUAAAGAAGCUGUUGUUUUAGGGAGCACUGGUUUCCUAAAAGAUGAUAUAGAAAAAAUUGUAGAAGAACUGGGAAAAGAAUAUAAAGGCAAUGCCUGUCAUUUAAUGCAUAAAAGCUGCAAUCAUUUUUCUUCAGCUUUAUUGGCGAUUCUUUGUGGGAAAGAGAUUCCUCGCUGGAUCAAUCGACUCGCCUAUUUCAGCUCCUGUAUACCCUUUCUCCAGAAUUGCCUCGCACAGGAGUGGCUCACUCCCGCAGCCCUGCAGUCCAGUGUCAGCCAAGAGCUCCAGGAUGAGCUGGAAGAAGCGGAGGAUGCUGCAUCCGCCGCAAUGGCAAGCGCCGCCGCGGGCUCCAGACCCCGGCGACACACAAAGCUAUGAGUGUCCCCAAAGUUACCUUCGGAACUGUCUCCGGCAGU